Molecule: messenger RNA, 4785 nt
Organism: Monomorium pharaonis (pharaoh ant)
Lineage: Eukaryota; Metazoa; Arthropoda; Insecta; Hymenoptera; Formicidae
Gene: nSyb
Product: synaptobrevin-1
Exons: 5
Coding region: 138-518 (126 amino acids)
Biological process (GO): vesicle fusion; vesicle-mediated transport
Cellular component (GO): SNARE complex; plasma membrane
Molecular function (GO): SNAP receptor activity; syntaxin binding
Source: RefSeq, a predicted model, not a curated record
ACUGGCAGUCGCUCGCGAAAAGUUACGCGUCGAACGCCGAACGAUCGACCGGGGAGUGAGCCGCCGAGUGAGCCGAUCGACAAAUCGACGAGGAUUGCCGGAACAGAAGGAGCCCGAGGCGAUCGACUACGAGCAGCAUGGCUACGGAGGGCGGUUUAGCACCGGAUGCGGCUGGAGGUGCAGGCACCGACGGCAUCGUCGGCGGCCCCAGGACGCCCCAACAAAUCGCCUCGCAAAAGCGGCUACAGGCGACGCAAGCGCAAGUCGACGAGGUCGUCGACAUCAUGAAGACGAACGUCGAGAAGGUCCUCGAGCGCGAUCAGAAGCUCUCCGAGCUCGACGAUCGAGCAGAUGCCCUCCAACAAGGAGCGUCACAGUUUGAACAGCAAGCAGGCAAACUGAAGAGAAAGUUCUGGCUACAGAAUCUAAAGAUGAUGAUCAUCAUGGGUGUUAUCGCACUCAUCGUAUUGGCCAUCAUUGUCGCGAGCUUCACCGGCGGCAGCAAUACGCAAAAUUGAGCGCGAGAGUAAGAGUUAAAGUAAUACAACAACUACAACAUCAGAGAGAAAGAAAGAGAGAGAGAGAGAGAGAGAGAGAGAGAGAGAGAGAGAGAGAGAGAGAGAGAGAGAGAGAAGUAAAAGGAAAAGAAGAGGAAGAGAAAGGAGGAGAAGAGAAGGAAGGAAGGAAUAGUGUCUGAAGAGAGUGAUUUUGCAAAAAGGAGGUGAUUUUUUGAGGAGGGAUAGAGAUCUCGCAAGAAAUCACUAAUUUUGUGAUGAGUCGUUGACGAGCUCUGCCGAAGUUAUCCGCGUUAAUAUAAACGUAUCGGGAUCGAUCGCGCGCGCGGGAAUCGAUCGAUUGAUCGUCGGCCUGGCAUUCAUCGUGGGAGAGGAGGAAGGAUGGACGGCGGAUGAUCGGCGGAAGCAGGGAACGUUGAUCCGUGUGGGAACAACGAAGAGAGCCGUCGUCGCGACGACCGCGGAACUUUCCUGUUACCCUUUGUAGCGGUUUUCUUUUUUCCCUUUCGGAUCAAUCAAAGGAAGUUCGAGGGGUUCACGUUGAACCAAUUCGGUCUCCGUAUCUCGCAUGGACGAAGGUCGUGCACGGCAAUUAACUAACUCUCGUGCGAAAUUCCGCUAAUUAUUUUAUUCCGUUAUUACCAUUUGAUAUUAUUGUUCGCAUAAUUGACAUAAUUUCGUCGUUACCGUGUGCGUUUUGCAAUCGAUGGGUUAUUGCGGGGAAUAUUAAUUUUUCUCCCGUGUUCCGUCGAACGCAAAAUUAAGUUAAAAAUACGCAGAUUUUAAUUAUAGGAUUAUAGAAGAUUUUACCAAACAUACGGCAUUAAAAUACUGCGACUGAUCGCGAUUAAAAUCUCGCGACUAAACACGGCUGUCGCGGCCGAUUGACGAGACGAGGUACUGUAUCGCGCUUACCUUCGUCCAUCUUUGUUAAUUAAGGUUGUCCGAGCAAAGUUAGAAGAAUUGAGAAAUAGAGAAACAAAUGGUUAUUGUAUACAAAGAAGUUCACGAAAGGUUCACGAAAAAAAAGACAGGAGAUUCGUUGUAGCAGCAACAUAUAAUACCUAAUAUAUAGGAUAUACAUACAUUCAUAUAUACAUUAUGUAAGGUAUAUGUAUAUGUGUGUAUGUAUGUAUGUAUGUAUGUAUGUAUGUGUGUGUAUGUAUGUAUGUAUAGACAAGAGAUAAAAAGGCAGGGUGUCCGUAAAAACUAUCGUGUAAUACCUCUCCGACGAAGGCAGUAGUGCUGUAGUGCACAUUCGCGAUGUGUAUCAAGACAUUUAUUUUAUAGACGUAAAUGUAAAUCACGCAAACUGUAAAUAUAUCAUUUGUCACGCGCCAUUUAUCGGAUUCAAUCCGUUUCAAUUAUAUCGAAAAGAGUCACACGUGUUCUUUGUUCCCUUGUCUUGCUUUUUCCUUUUCGCGAAUUGUAGAGGAAGAGCAAAUCGGCAGAUGGAGGGACGGAAGAGACAAAAGAAAGGACAACAAAGGAGAGAAAGAAUAAGAAUAGCGGCAGUCGCCUGCCUUCGUCGAAGACGGCAAUCAAUGUUUUCGAGCAGCCUGUGUACAGAGAAUCUAAAAAAAAUUAAUAAAGAAAAGGGGAGAAGGGGGAGAAGGAGAAAGGGAGAAAAGACGAAAGGGGAUGGAAGAGAAACGCCUUGUUGUAGAGAGGCGCAGCAGCUAUAAGUAACGUUUUAAGGCUUUAACGAUGAAUUAUCAACAAAAUGUUAUGUAUACAUGUUAAUAAUAACGAUAAUUACGAUGACGAUAAUAAUGGUAAUAUUAAUAAUAACUAUUUAAAAAACGACGACGGAAAGGGUUGAUUUGUCCGCUUCGCGGAUGCGAUCGCGCCGAGAAUGAGAAAGAGAGAGAAAGAGGGAGGAAUGCAGUCAUUUCUAUUCGAGGAUACUCGAGCUCGGAAACGCUCCAUCCUCUCGAUCAUCCUCUUAUCGUCCAUUCGCGAGAUAAGACGAUAGCGACAAUGGUUUAUCGCGCCCGACACGCCGAUUGCUCGUCGACGAUUCCGAUUUUACCAGGUCUCCUUCCUUCUUCCUUCGUUCGGUCCUUACUGAUUUCGGUGCUACUGCUGCUGCUGCUGCUGCUGCUACUGCUGAUUCAGCAAUAAUAUUUCGAGAGACGAAACCUCUUCGUCUUUCCGACCGCGAUCCUCCGCAAUUAUUCCUCCCUUCGAUCCCGUCCCGACGCGCGAUAUUUGCGAAUAUAUGCCUGCAGGUGCCAUUCCGUCGCGAUUUCCGGAUGCGACGAAAUUCACGAGAGAGAAAGAGAGAAAGAGAAAGAGAGAGAGAGAGAGAGAGAAGAGCUUUUCAUUGUGUCGAUCAGCAGAAUAUUCGAUUGCUUUCGUUCGCGCCGGGGUUCAUUUUAGGAAAAAUUUUAGGAACCAAUAUUUACACGAUCAAAAUCAAUAUCAAUAUGUUAGAUAUUGAUUUUUGUUUAAAUUAUUAAACAAUCUGAUUAAUUAUGUGUUUGAUCAUAACCUUAUUUGGCACAAAAAUAAAAUAAAGGAAUAUUAUUUUUCUUUCUCUUUUCAAAUUGUAUCUAUCGCAAACAUCUGCUGCUCAGCAUAAUUUCAUGAAACUGUUAAAAAUAAUGUUAUAAAUCAUUGGGGAAUCAUUGGGGACCACGAAUCAUUAGUGCGAUGCGAUUUGCUGCAUCCGCGAAAAUCGCAAGGAUGAAAGGGCCGAUCGACGAAUGAGAAAUUCUUCCGAAGUUGCACGAAAUGGCUGCACACCCAAGUUAUAAUGUUUAAAAAACAAUCAUUAUAUGUUUAUGAACUUAUGAACACAUAGCUGUACGUCAUAUCUUAACCGUGUCGACGUAUUCUUCAUUAUUAACGAAUAUGAUGAUAAUGCUGCGCUUUGAACAAUUGUACAGUAUCGAAUAAAAAAUACAUUGCGUAGUUGAAUCGAAGUUAUGAAGAGGCGACAAAGAAGGGGAUCGAUUAUAAUUGUCUUUCUUUCUUGUUUGCUUUCGAGUCAAAUAGUGAUUUUCCUUCGAUUGUAGAAUCCCUAUAUAUUCCGUAAACAUCGUUUCUAAUGGGCAAAAGCCACGCGUUUCAAUUCCUUCUUUUAUUUUGUGCCAUUAAUGCUGCAUGUAAAAAAAACGUGAAGAAAAGCUUUAUUCGAUUACGGAAAGGAGUUACGCGGUAAAAAAUUUCAAACACUUAUUGACGAUCGAAUAUAUAUUGUAAUGCGCCUUCCAGGAAGAGGAUCAUUAUAUAGCCUAAUAUUCGUAAAAUUCAAACAGGAGGUAAGAACAAUAAACUUGCUAUUGUAUACCGGUGUGCACUUUUAAAAAAAUACUUUUUACUCUGUUAAGAAUUUUAUUUAUGUUAAUUUUUCUUACUUGAUUUCAAUCUAUACCUCCUUUUAUUGACAAUCACGUGAUUUUGUAGUACAUUUUAAAAUAAUCAAAUAUUAAAUAUUUUGAAAAUAUAUACAAUUUAAAAAAGUAUUUUUAUAAUUAUAUAUCAUUUCCUCAAUUUUUUAUUUACUAGUGAAUGUACAAUCGAUAUUUCCUUAUAAUUUCUUAUUGCAUUCCAAAUUUUUAAAAUCUUUUAUUGUUUAAUAAUGCAACAAUCCCACAGUUAUAUUUAUUAUCGAAGGCCUUGUAAUAUACAAAAAAAUCAUAUUGCUAGAGAUGUUUUUUUAGUUAUCUGUGUUUUCCUCUUAUAAAUUAUUUUCUGCCGUGUGUGUGACAGUUAUAUAAAAUAUGUGCUUCCAUCAUUACAUUCCAUUAUUCAUUAUUAUUAUAUUAUCCCAUUAGAAAAUCACCGCUGUGUUAGCAAUAUAAAUUAUAAAAAAGUAUAAAUAUACGUUUCUUGCGAUCGUGUGAUCGAAAGUAGAAGACACGUCAGUAUAUGUAUGUCCAAUUAUUAUCGCUUCGUAAUUAUUUUAUUCGCUAUCCAUUCGUACAAGUAUUGCAAUUUAAUGUAUAAACAAUGUCGGGCGCGCGCAUCAUGUCGAGAUUUAAAGUAAAACGCGACAAUACCUACACACUUUUAUCUAAUGGAAUAAAGUCACUCUGAAAGAGAGAGAGAAUGCGAAUGAGAGAGAGAGAGAGAGAGAGAGAGAAAGGGAGAAAGAAAGAGAAAACACUCUGUAAUAUAACACACUAAUGUUAAAAAAACAAAUGAAAACAUCAAUUUCUGCGUUUUAGCGUACAACCUGUAUAUUUUUCAUUUGUCCAAAUUAUGUGUUGUUUCUGUGUGUUAAUCGUUAUAAAAAUGUGAGAAUAAAAGAUAUAAAAUACGA